AGGUACAAUUUAUUUUACUAUGUUGGUUGCACUAAACGUGUUGUGAAAGGGGUCAACAAAUCUGGUGUUUUGUAAGUCGUGUAGUUUGGCAAGAAAUGUUCGUCAUGUUGUGAUAAAUUUAGUACUUGGUCAAUCAGGACAUACAUUUUAUCAAAAUUUUGAAAUCUAGGUUAUAAGCUACUUCGUUUCGGAAACAAAGAUGGAUGUGUUUUUGAUGAUACGAAGGAAGAAGUUGACAAUUUUCACUGACGCCAAAGAUACAACUACUGUUUUUGAACUAAAAAGAAUUAUAGAAGGCAUAUUGAAAGUAUCCCCUAAUAACCAGCAACUUUUUAACAAAGAAAGCACGUUAAUGGAAGAUGACAAGACCUUGCAGGAAUAUGGCUUGAAUUCGAGCACGGCAAAGGCACAGAGUCCAGCUUUAGUCGGCUUAGCGAUAAGGCAAGAAAAUGGGGAUUUUGAGCAACUGGAAAUCACACCCUACUCCUCUCCACCAGACUUGCCUGAUGUAAUGAGAACUCAAGAAACAAAUGGCCAGGAACAAUCAUCGUGAACUCUGCAAGUUUGCUUUAUCACAGAGGUCAACUUUGGGUUGGAUCUGAAUAAGGUUCAAGUGCACCUGAAAAAAUUAUUUCAUUAACACCGGUUUUCUCACAAAAUUUUCCGGUCCAGGAGUGAUUGGUGUGAUGAAUCAGACGACUUAUUUUUUUCUAAAGCAAUUUGUUUAUGUUAUGCAGCUUCUUUAAGUUACUUAAUUAUAUUUCUGAAGAGAGCAAUCUUCAUUGGAAAGUAAUGCAUACAUUACGUACAUGUUUUUGUACCUAUUUUAAAUCUCCAUGUUUGUGUUCUAGUCACAGAUGAUACUGAUACAUGAGCAACAGUAUUUAAAAUUUUCGCAGGGUGAUUCAGUAGUAUGGAUAUUUUUGUGCUUCAUUGAUAUAAUAGGAACAACGCAUAUUGUUGAAAAAAUAUAGUAAUUUCUAAUAUUUAAAAAAAAAAAAUAUUACGAUAUUGAAACUUCUAAAUUUGUGUUUGCAUUUUUCAUUUCCUAAAACUUUAAGUUAUGAUACAUAUGGCAAAGCAUUUUGGCUUUAAUAUAGGUAUUUAACAAUUAAAAAGUAAGUACACAUGGUGCAUUUAAGCUUCAUAAGUAUGUUGUUUGCUAAAAGUUGCUUUUAAAGGCAACAAGGACAUGCAUAAUUUAUAUUUGCUCACUCAUUGAUGUGGAUAUGAAAAAAAAAACUUAUAUUCUGUGUCCUUUGGAGCUUUGUUGUGUUAAGCUGAAUGUAAUGCUGAUGAACACUUGUAAAUUAUCUGCAAUAAUGACAUGAAUAAUAAAAAUUAAUAAUUGUG
Messenger RNA from Bacillus rossius redtenbacheri, 1353 nucleotides. RefSeq names its product elongin-B (gene EloB). Gene Ontology annotation, molecular function: protein binding. Gene Ontology annotation, cellular component: elongin complex; VCB complex. The record is from RefSeq and is a predicted model, not a curated record. The coding region runs from base 200 to 553 and encodes 117 amino acids. Gene Ontology annotation, biological process: transcription elongation by RNA polymerase II. NCBI's taxonomy places the organism in Eukaryota, Metazoa, Arthropoda, Insecta, Phasmatodea, Bacillidae. The transcript has 4 exons.